This is a messenger RNA of Anneissia japonica, 4073 nucleotides long. Its product is annotated as lengsin-like. Gene Ontology annotation, cellular component: cytoplasm; membrane. The transcript has 2 exons. Gene Ontology annotation, molecular function: glutamine synthetase activity. Lineage: Eukaryota; Metazoa; Echinodermata; Crinoidea; Comatulida; Comatulidae. Bases 1423 to 2751 code for a protein of 442 amino acids. The record is from RefSeq and is a predicted model, not a curated record.
UACCCUGUCUAAUAACAUUUUUAUCCAUUGGGAAUCGUUCACCUGUAUAUAGAUCUGGUGGGUCAUUUAAGUCUAAAUAUUUAGAAUAUGGAAUACAAUUAUAAUCUUUGAGAUCAGCUGUCCAAGCAUUUAAGAUAAAUUAACUUUCCUUAUAUUUACUUUCCAAUAACAACAUAUUUUAUUCAAUUUGUUGACACAAGUCAUACUCAUAUCGUGAACCUGAUGGAGGAGCAUAUAUAAAGGCUAAAACUACAUUAUGAUUGUUAUAUUUGUUAUCACAUCGUAACCAGAUUAUUUGAUCAUGCUUCAUUUUAAUUUCAAUAAUUUUAAUGUCAUUUUUUAUUAAUACUGCAAGUCCCCCGAACAUCUUUGUAAAUUUCGGUUAAUUUUUCUAGUUUUAUUUAUACACCAAUAACCUUCUAUUUUAGGCACUUUGUCCUCCCUUGAUAACCAGGUCUCACUAAGAAAAAUUUUAUCCUGUUUCUUUAAAUAGUUUACCGGAAAUUAACCAGAAAUUCCAUUAACAUUAACAUGAUACAAUGUCAAUACUGUCCGACCUUGGGCCUUGACCAUCCCUCUAUUUCAGCUUUACGACUUUGUCUUCUUGUUCGUUAUUUGUAAAUAUUGAGUUACCGAUAUACAGCUUAUCAAACUUAAGUUGAAAUUUCUUCUUUUCUGCUAUAGCUUCCUGGAUGUUUGGACCUAACUUUUUCCUUAUAUUUUUCAAGCGUGAAGUAUAGUCUUCAUCGAUUCCUAUUUUCUGUUUAUUCUCGUUUGUGCUUUCCUCUUUGUUUAUACUUCUUUUUCUUGCUUUGUGUUUGUUUAAUAAUUCUUCCUUAGCUUUAUACUUAGAAAAUUUGACUUAUCGGUCAGGGUGUGGCUUUAGUACGGUAUUUAACCGAUGUGCCCGAACGAUUGAGUCCACCUGUAUUCCUAAGCUUUCUUUUGCAAAAUUCUUUAAUUUUUUUUCGCAAUCCGUCGAUGUUUCACCUUGUUGUUCUUGUAUAUUACAAAAUAUCAUGUUGUCUCUGCUGCUCUGACUUUCUAUUCUAUCAAUCUUUGUUACUAGAUUAGCAUUUAUUGAUUUUAAUUCUAUAUUUUCCUUUUCGAUUUUGUCAAUACGGUUAUUUAAGGCAUUUACUUUGCCUGUUAGAGAUUCCCACGAUUUAUUUAUGCUUUGAACAUCUUGUUUAAUUUCCUUCCUCAUUUCUCGCAUUUCGUUUAGAAUCUGUUUUAAUUGAUCUUGUUGGGCAUUUUGCUGAACAGGUUCUGGUUCGAAAGCUUCAUCUAAAGUACCUUGUCUCUUGGGUCUGGGACCAGGAUUAAGCUCUACACUACGUCACUGGAAUUGAUCAAAAUACAUGAUAAUACAAGCCCUAUUGAUAUACAUAGUCGAGGCUGAGACCUGGUGCUUUUAGACCAAUGGAGUCCAUACUAAAACGAAUUAAAGACAACAAAAUAGAAAUUGUUCGUUUUGAACAAACAGACAUGUUUGGUAUAUCAAGAUCAAAGCUAAUUCCAGCUCGUCACUUCAAGUCAAAGGCAGAGAAUGGUCUUAAUUUUUACAUGGGGCAUUUGGGUGCGGACUCAAUGUCUAACUUUAUUCCAGGAACUGGAUACAAUGAAGAAAAGGGUUAUGCUGAUGCCAUCAUGUUCCCAGAUUUAGAUACGUUCCAAGUUAUCCCGUGGUGGGAGAAUACUGCCAAAAUCUUGAUAGAACCGACGUAUGAAGGAAGUCCUGUACCAGCUCAUCCAAGAGUCGUUGCCAGAAAACAACUAGAAGAACUGCAUGAAAUGGGAUAUAGUCUGCUCUCAGCUCAUGAGCACGAGUUUUAUGUUGUCGACGGACACACAAGGAAUCCUGUGGUAAAUGACUACAACAUUCGAUCGACUAUAAGAAUGUACGAGUGUGCUCCGUUCAUCCACCAACUUGUUCGAGAUCUACCGAAAGUAGGAAUAGAUAUCGAAAGUAUUGAAAAUGAAUUUGGACCUGGACAGCAUGAAAUCACGUACAAACCAUCGUUUGGAAUUAAAGCUGCUGACAAUGCUUUUACGUACAAAUGUUCCAUCAAAGAAAUCGCAAAACAGCACAACCUAGUGGCAACUUUCAUGAGCAAACCAUAUGAUAACGCAAGUGGAUCAUCGUGCCAUUAUAAUCACUCUUUGUGGGAUGUCGAUGGUAAAAAAAGCCUUAUGCUCGACUCUAGAUCUGACAAGUUGUCUGAAGUUGCUAAAUACUGGAUAGCCGGUAAUUUAUAUCAUGCAGCAGCACUAAGCCUACUCAUGGGGCCGACCAUCAAUUGUAGAAAGCGGUACAAACCUUUCUCAUUUGCACCAACAAAUGCAACAUGGGGAUACGACAACCGCACUUGCGCAGUCCGUGUGAAGAUCAAUGGAGAAUGUACUUACAUUGAGAACCGCAUGGGUGGCGCAGGAUCGAAUCCGUAUCUAGUACUAGCAGCUACAGUUGCCGCCGGAAUUGAUGGCAUAAAAAAUAAAUUGCCACUUCCUGAUAACGUCACUGGAUCUGCGUAUGUGCCUGAAGACGUUCCUGAUAAAACGUCAGAAAUACCAACUACCAUGGAAAGUGCAGUCGAAGCAUUCGUCCAGGAUGAAGUCAUGAGGAGAGCAUUUGGCGAAGAAUUUACCAAGUGCUUUGUCGCAAUCAAAGAAAGCGAAAGAAAGCGGGCAAAUGAAGCAAACUGUAGCGGUUUUAUAUGGGACAGGAAAAAUUAUUUUGAAUACCUCUAACAAAUCAAUCGAUUUGAUAUUACUUAAUUAAAAGAAAUAUUUUUAAAGAAGUGUAUUCGUAUGAUGCUAAGCACAUUUUGAAUUGUUAUUAUUACACACGACAGCAAUAAUUAUUUUCAAUACCACUCGGUCAAUAUUAAUAUGAUACUAAACGAUCACCUUAUGCUAUCUCAACUUUUGCCUCAAAAAUAUAUUAUAAAGAAUGGUUGAGUUUUAAAACCUUAUUUAAUUGAUUUUGUGUCUUCUAAUAUGUAGGAAAUACAUAUACAUUUUUUCUCCCCGGCGGAUUGUGGAUUUUCUCCACGACGGGGGUCCCUGGUUGCCGGCGCCCUGCUGGCGCCACCCAUGUGGCUCAAUCCUCCGCCUCUCAAUUGUUCUCAAGUAUUUCUUCAUCUUUAUUCGUACCUUUUUUUCAUACGCUUUAGUUCGCUUAUUUACCAUUUAUUCUUCACUCCUAUAAAUACCUCCAAGUGCGUAUAAGUAUUAUUACACCAACGAUGGCAGUUGUACAGCUGAAACAUGUUUGCGUCAAGAAUUGUUACAAUAAAAUAGUCAGGCCUAGCCUUAAUGGUUUCAUUGAAAUCCGUUGUGAUUUUAUUUAGAAAGAAAUAUUAUAUUAUUUAUCUUCAAGGUUUUUGAUGUUUAGUUGGUUUAGAAAUUAAAAAUGAAAUACUUGAUUGUAUAUAGCAGCUGGAUUUCAUAGUACAACUUUUUCUUGUGUAAUUCGUGAGAUGAGCUGCUGCAGAGUGGAGUGUGGAUACCCGGAAGCAUUAUUGUACAUGCUUAUACUUAUAUUUAAUACGCCAUGGUUACGCUACCAAAACAUAACAUGGUGACAGCGGUAAAGGAAAAAUUAUUCUUAAGCUUGUUUUGACACGAUGAAUUAUUAAAUUUAGGUCUCGGCAACUGAAGAAUUACAAUUUUAGUUUGCGAAUAUAGUGAUCCUGGAAAUGGAGAGAACAACCGGAGUAUGGAAAUUUAUGAAAGCAGUGUGCGUGUGAAUUUGAGGGUCAUUUAAAGUUCUAACGUCACAAACCUAAUUAUAUCUUAAAAACUGUCCAAUCAUUCCAACUUAAACUUUAUAGAAUAGUUUAUCACGGUUCCAUGAAGAAAUAAAUGUUGAUGACGAUUCGGAGUAGGGUGUGAACAUGUAGACCGUUUAAAAAGGUAAACGUCCCAGUCCAGAUAUCCUAAAAACUGAUCAACUGAUCUGAAUGCAACUUACGGGAAAAUUCAAACGUGUUGUUACAAGGAGGAAAUUAUUAAAUUUGAGUGACGAUCCAGAUUCGGUUGUGAAUUUGAGGGUCAUGACUUCUCCUUAG